AUGACCAAGGGAACUUCCAGUUUCGGAAAGCGUCACAACAAGACGCACACUUUGUGCAGACGUUGCGGUCGCAGAUCUCUCCACAUCCAAAAGCACACCUGUUCAGGAUGCGGUUACCCAGCAGCUAAGACCCGUCAAUAUAACUGGGGUGAGAAAGCCAAGAGAAGAAAGACCACAGGUACCGGUCGCAUGCGUCACAUGAAAGAAGUUCCAAGAAGAUUCAAGAAUGGAUUCCAAACCGGUGUACCAAAGGGAGCUAGAGGACCAGCCACUAAAUCCGAGUAA
Botrytis byssoidea is the source of this 285-nucleotide messenger RNA. RefSeq lists its product as uncharacterized. Bases 1 to 285 code for a protein of 94 amino acids. Gene Ontology annotation, biological process: translation. Lineage: Eukaryota; Fungi; Ascomycota; Leotiomycetes; Helotiales; Sclerotiniaceae. Gene Ontology annotation, cellular component: ribosome; cytosolic large ribosomal subunit. The transcript is spliced from 4 exons. The record is from RefSeq and is a predicted model, not a curated record. Gene Ontology annotation, molecular function: RNA binding; structural constituent of ribosome.